AAAAUCCAAUUCCGAAAUCCAAAUCCCACAGCUCCUCUCUAAAUAUCUUUUCGACUCACUAUACAGUCUCUACUCCGAUAAACCAUCCUCGGCAAACCGCAAAUCUAUUCUUUCUUUCUCAGACUCAUACAAAAUCCCAAAUUUCUCUCCACCGCCGCCUCAUUUGGGUCCUCCGGCGAACCCACUUCGCCGGUUUUCUGCCCCUUAACGCUGCCAGGCCCAGAGAAGCUGUAAAGAUGAAUACCACUAGUACUGGAAAGCUCAAACCUUCAAUCUCCGAAUUGGAUUUGGAUCGGCCCAAUAUUGAAGACUACCUCCCUUCUGGAACCUCCAUCCAGCCGGAACCUAUUGGCAAGCUUUGCCUUCGUGAUUUGCUUGAUAUUUCGCCGACUCUAACUGAGGCCGCCGGUGCCAUUGUGGAUGACUCAUUUACACGAUGCUUCAAGUCAAUUCCUCCGGAGCCAUGGAAUUGGAAUAUUUAUUUGUUUCCCCUAUGGUGUUUUGGAGUAUUCAUUCGCUAUUUCAUUCUCUUUCCCGUAAGGGUUCUAGUGUUGACGAUAGGGUGGAUAAUUUUCCUGUCUUCAUACAUGCCAGUGCACAUUCUAUUGAAAGGGCAUGAUAGGUUGAGGAAAAAGUUAGAGAGGUGUUUGGUGGAGUUAAUUUGUGCCUUCUUUGUUGCAUCUUGGACUGGAGUGGUCAGAUAUCACGGACCACGACCUAGUAUGCGGCCUAAUCAGGUUUUUGUGGCCAAUCAUACUUCCAUGAUUGAUUUCAUCAUCUUAGAACAAAUGACUGCAUUUGCGGUCAUAAUGCAGAAGCAUGCUGGAUGGGUUGGACUAUUGCAAAGCACUAUUUUGGAGAGUGUGGGCUGUAUUUGGUUCAAUCGCACAGAGUCAAAGGACCGUGAAAUUGUAGCAAAGAAAUUAAGGGAUCACGUGCAGGGUGCUGAUAACCCUCUUCUUAUAUUUCCUGAAGGAACUUGUGUAAAUAACCACUAUACUGUUAUGUUCAAGAAGGGUGCGUUUGAGCUCGGAUGUUCAGUUUGCCCAGUUGCAAUCAAGUACAAUAAAAUUUUCGUUGAUGCUUUUUGGAAUAGCAGAAUGCAGUCGUUCACAAAGCAUCUGCUGCGGCUUAUGACGUCGUGGGCUGUAGUAUGUGAUGUGUGGUACUUGGAGCCCCAAAAUCUUAGGCCAGGGGAGACUCCCAUUGAGUUUGCUGAGAGAGUGCGGGACAUAAUAUCUGCUCGGGCAGGUCUUAAGAAGGUUCCUUGGGAUGGAUAUCUGAAGCACUCUCGCCCUAGUCCAAAGCACAGAGAGCGAAAGCAACAAAGCUUUGCGGAUACAGUGCUACGACGCUUGGAGGAAAGGUGAAGCGAAAAAUAAGUAGGUCACCUCGUCCAAUUAUUGUGUGUACCAUGUAAAUAGUUUUGUUUGAAUUCACUCUUUGGGGUUUUGGUCUGGGCAUGGAGUUGUUGAAGUAAAGGAUCUUUGAGAAAAAGAGGUAAAAUAAUGUUAUUUCCUUCUGUGUAGAAUGGUAUAACAGUGUGGCAUUGGUCAAUUGUAUGAUGAUACUAGAGCUAAUAUUACCCUUUCCGUUGUUGUUGUUGUUGAACUAGAGUGUUUGAAUGAGGCUGAAGAGUUGGCUCUUUUGUGGUUUGCUUAA
This is a messenger RNA of Humulus lupulus (European hop), 1662 nucleotides long. Its product is annotated as glycerol-3-phosphate acyltransferase 9-like. The record is from RefSeq and is a predicted model, not a curated record. Bases 237 to 1370 code for a protein of 377 amino acids. Lineage: Eukaryota; Viridiplantae; Streptophyta; Magnoliopsida; Rosales; Cannabaceae. Gene Ontology annotation, cellular component: endoplasmic reticulum. Gene Ontology annotation, biological process: triglyceride biosynthetic process. The transcript is spliced from 13 exons. Gene Ontology annotation, molecular function: glycerol-3-phosphate O-acyltransferase activity.